Penaeus chinensis is the source of this 384-nucleotide messenger RNA. RefSeq names its product sulfated surface glycoprotein 185-like. The record is from RefSeq and is a predicted model, not a curated record. Lineage: Eukaryota; Metazoa; Arthropoda; Malacostraca; Decapoda; Penaeidae. The transcript is spliced from 2 exons. Bases 1 to 384 code for a protein of 127 amino acids.
AUGCCUCCACUUGGGAAGCUUACACCUGCGAUAGAGAUGCCGCCACUUCCACCGGCAGAGGAGCCUCCUCCACUGGAUCCCCCGUAUCCUCCUCCGCCUCCACCUCCUCCACUUGAGAAUCCACCUCCGCUGCCUCCACUGCUGAAUCCACCAUGUCCUCCUCCUCCACCUCCUCCGGAGAAUCCACCGCCGCCGGAGGAGCCUCCACCUCCUCCUCUAGAUCCACCCUCCUCGAAGAGACGUCAACAUUUCAGGGACAAUACCAAGCGAAGGCGAGGCUGCCGCAGUGAAACGAAAGGCGUGUACAGCGAACUGCGAGAAAGAAGAAAUGGCAAAUGCAAGGACAAUGUAGCAUGCGUCUCUGCAGGAAAGAGCGCGGCAUGA